UUUGACAGAUGUUGGUUCAGGAUCACCAUUCAAUGCCAAAAAUCGCAGGAGGGAGUGCGGGUUGUUUGUGGAUUACUCUGCAGCACAGGAGCGAAACAUGUCGGGAGAAAAAGGGACGAACCCGUGCAACAAAUUUCAAGCCAACAUCUUUAAUAAAAGUAAAUGUCAAAACUGCUUCAAGUCCCGCGAGCUGCAUCUGCUGAACGACCAUGACAUGGAGCAGGCAAAACCCGUCUAUGGAGGCUGGCUGUGUUUGGCGCCUGAGGGAACAGAUUUUGCCAACCCGAUGCAGAGGUCGCGGAAAUGGCAGCGCCGCUUCUUUAUUCUGUAUGAAGACGGCAGCCUGAGCUUCGCCCUGGAUGAACUGCCGAGCACUUUGCCUCAGGGGACGGUGAACCUGAAUCUGUGUACAAACAUCGCUGAUGCAGAGCCCAGGACGGGACAGAGGAACGCACUCGGCAUUGUCACUCCAGCACAGGAAAUAUUCAUCCGUGGUGACAAUAAAGAGAUUAUUAAUGGGUGGAGUGAUCAGCUCACCGUCUAUCUACGGACUGACAAGCCGAAUCAGAAGAAGAAACGCAAAGUGGAACCGGUUGCCACCCAGGAACCUAGUCCAGCAAAGAUGGCUGCAACUGAUCCAAGUCUACCGUCGUCUGAGAACGCUGCAGAGUCCGCUGCAGAGUCCGCUCGGUGGCAGGAAGACCAGCAGCAGGGCGUGGGAGCGGGUGAAACCCCUGUGUGGACUCUCCCAGACUCGGAUCCCCUGGAGAAGACCCCUGCAGGCAACGGCUACCUGUGCCCGGUCUCCUUGGACUUGGUGAGCAGUGGAAACACAGAGCCUGGCAGUACCAGCCAGCAGUCUGAGUCAAACAACAUCCAAACAUCAGCGAACAACAAGAACCAGAGCCAGGACAAAAGCCAUGGCAGGUCAACAGAAAGGCUGCUGGGAUUGGAGGCCAGCGAGAAAGAAGGAGCGAGGACAGCUGUUUCCAGGACGGGAAGGAGUGAAGCUCGCAGCAACCACCGAGAGGCAGCCCAGCAUCCAUUAGUGACACUGAUUAACCCCGGGGUGUCUGGCUGUUCUCCGCCUGAUGGGGCCGGACAGGCGAUGGUUUGA
Molecule: messenger RNA, 1117 nt
Organism: Notothenia coriiceps (black rockcod)
Lineage: Eukaryota; Metazoa; Chordata; Actinopteri; Perciformes; Nototheniidae
Product: myosin phosphatase Rho-interacting protein-like
Exons: 9
Coding region: 98-1117 (339 amino acids)
Cellular component (GO): actin cytoskeleton
Molecular function (GO): actin filament binding
Source: RefSeq, a predicted model, not a curated record